AUGACGAAUGACACGGGAAAUGUAGACAUCAUGUUCUCAAAGGAAGACCUCAUGUACGCCUCUCCGCGGAUGAACUUGAUGGCUCCCAGCAAAACGUCCUUCCUCAUACGCGACAUUCUGGGAGCCGGCUCAAAUUCCACGACGACGACGCACAACUCGCUUUUCGACUGCACGACGUCCACGGCAGCGGGCGGUACAGACGCGGCCAGCGCUGCGACUGCGGCGGGAAUCGCAGCCCUGGUGGCUCUCCGCGGCGCGGCAGCUGGACCCAGCUGGACCUCGGUCGCUAGAACCGCUGAGCCACAGGUCGAACAACCACCAUCUUGCUGCGGAGGCUUCCUUCUGGGUUGUGUCACGGUUCCCUGCCUGAGCUGCGCAACGUCUUCGUGGAAUGCAGCCGGCUACCCAGACGUGAGCGCCGCGUACCUGUCGGGCGGGGGCGCCUCGUGGCCUUCGUCCGCGUUCCCGCUCAGCCCGGCGGCGUCUUCGGUGGACGCCCUGGCCGGCCCUGCUUUCGGCGCGCAGCAGCCGCACUCGGCGGCCGCCCUGAGCCCCUCGGUGGCCAGCGACGCCCUGCACGCGGGCCGCGAGCUGCGCAAGGCGCGGCGCAACCGCACCGUGUUCACCGAGGGCCAGCUGAUGGGCCUCGAGCGGCGCUUCGACUCGCAGAAGUACCUGUCCACCCCGGACCGCGCCGACUUGGCGCGGGUGCUGGGACUCACGCAACUGCAGGUCAAGACCUGGUACCAGAACAGGCGCAUGAAGUGGAAGAAACAGGUGAUGCAGGGCGGGUGUGCGGUGCCGCCGACGAAGCCCAAAGGCCGCCCCAAGAAGAACUCUAUCCCGUCCCUCGCCCAGUGCCAGCAGGCGCAGCGGCAGCUCGCCAUGGCCGCCGCCUCUGCACGGCAGCCAGCCACGGACAGCAUGGCUUCCUUCGAGACACGCAACGGCUAUAGUAGAUGAAACAGCCACGACAUGUAGAGCAGUGGUUACUCUCAAUCACAUAUACGUGACGGAGGCCAUUCUUUCCUAAUGCGCAGAAACAUUCACAGUAAUAUAAGCACCAAAUUCGGAGUUGAAUGACGAUGAACGUGUUAUGUUAGAUACUUUCAGGAUUACGUUCUAGGUGGCAUAUAUUGCUCUUCUAGUCGACGAUCAGUGAGAAAAGUGACGCUGCGUACCGUAGACGAUGGUUCUCACUUCGGGUUUGACUGAAUGCAGUCGCAAUGUCACUUUAUA
This is a messenger RNA of Dermacentor albipictus, 1239 nucleotides long. RefSeq names its product homeobox protein Nkx-2.4-like. Gene Ontology annotation, biological process: regulation of DNA-templated transcription. Gene Ontology annotation, molecular function: DNA binding; DNA-binding transcription factor activity, RNA polymerase II-specific. The record is from RefSeq and is a predicted model, not a curated record. NCBI's taxonomy places the organism in Eukaryota, Metazoa, Arthropoda, Arachnida, Ixodida, Ixodidae.